Ahaetulla prasina is the source of this 3437-nucleotide messenger RNA. RefSeq names its product leukemia inhibitory factor-like. Bases 1 to 690 code for a protein of 229 amino acids. Gene Ontology annotation, molecular function: leukemia inhibitory factor receptor binding; cytokine activity. Gene Ontology annotation, biological process: immune response. The record is from RefSeq and is a predicted model, not a curated record. Lineage: Eukaryota; Metazoa; Chordata; Lepidosauria; Squamata; Colubridae. The transcript is spliced from 3 exons. Gene Ontology annotation, cellular component: extracellular region.
AUGGUGGAGAAGUCUUUAGUGGCCGCUCUUCAUCUUGCGUUGGCGUCCGCUUUUUGGCUUUUGCGUCCAAGCUUGGUGGUUUCCUCCCGCGGCAUCUGCCCCAGGUGUCCGGCCGAUCCAGAAUUUCUGCACAAAAUUCGGCUGCAGAUCAUGUGGUUGAAACGACCGACUCGAGAUUUGUACAAAUCCUACCGGACUCGUAUGGACCUGCAGGAUGAUCUGCGCAAGUUUUGCGAGGUGCCCGUCGCUUGGCUGCCCGGUCGAAAUAUCACAAAGGAACCGGAGAGGCUCCUGUUGCAAGAACUCUACGCGGCUGUGGUCCGUAUGAUGGGGGCUCUGAAGGCCUUGGAAAGCCAGCUCGCGGAUGAAGAGAACCCGUCGUCCCGCCAGCUGGCAACCGUUUCCCUCUGGCUCACCGGCCUCCUUUCCAACAUCCAGUGUGCCCUGUGCCAGAGCGGCCUUCGUCCGGUCCCCGUCAUGCCUACCGAAAAGAGCCAAGACUCUUCGUCCUUUGCUCGAAAGAUAGAAGGUUGCCAGGUCCUUUGGAAUCUCUCCAGGUUCAUCCGGGGUUUAGCUAAAGCUUUCCAAAAAAAGAGCGUGAAAGGCCAAAGACCGGAGAGGCAGAAAAAGAAGAAAGGGAAAAAAACACACCGCUCCUUUUUGAAUGAGUCCUCGGUAGCGAUGCUGUAGAGAGCCCCAACUUUUUUGCGUGGGGGGGGGGGACCGGUUCCGUGGAGAGAGGUUUUUUUCCAUGGACAGGUGGUGGGGUGGUGGCGGCUCUGGUUCCAUGUGAUGCCUGGAUCAAGGAGAGAUUCAACCUGGAAAUAAGGAGGAAUUUUCUGACAGUGAGAACCACCCACCCAUUGAACAGAGAAGUUGCCUUCGGAAGUUGUGGGAGCUUCAUCCCUGGAGGCUUUCAAGAAGAGACCGGACUGCCAUUGGUCAGAAGUGGUGUAGGGUCUCCUGCUUGGGUGGCGGGGGUUGGACUAGAUGACCUGCAAGGUCCCUUCCAGCACUGUUAAUCUGAAUCUAUCUAAGAUGAUCAAAGGCCUGGAGACUAAAACAUACAAUGAACGGUUGCAGGAACUGGGCCUGACUAGUCUAGUGGACCAGGGGAGACAGGAUAGCCAUCUUCCAAUAUUUGAGGGGCUGCCACAGAGAGGAGGAAGGGGGUCAAGCUAUUUUCCAAAGCACCUGAAGGCCGGACAAGGAAUAACGGAUGGAAACUGAGCAAGGAGAGAUUCAACCUAGAAUUGAGGAGGAAUUUUCUGACAGUGAGAACAAUCAAUCCGUGGAAGAGAAGUUGUGGGAGCUUCAUCACUGGAAGCUUUCAAGAAGAGACUGGACUGCCAUCUGUCAGAAAUGGUGUAGGGUCUCCUGCUUGGGUGGGGGGUUGGACUAGAUGACCCAUAAGGUCCCUUCCAGCUCUGUUAAUCUUGAAUCUGGAUCCUGUAGACGGGGCUUUGACUGAUUUCCAAGGUUAUCUCAGGGUGGCAGAAAAAUGGUUUUCAGUAGGAACCUCACCGGUUUUCCCCCAGUGAUUCAGUAAUGAAUGAUCCUGCCUGAGUAAACCUCUUGACGCUACAGAACUCACAAUGAUCCACAGCUAGUCGUUCCCGACUCUAGGGGGCGCUGCUCAUCUCCGUUUCAAAGCCAGAAGAGCCAGCGCUGUCCGAAGAUGUCUCCGUGGUCAUGUGGCCGGCAUGUCUCAACGCCAAAGGCGCACGGAACGCUGUUCUCUUCCCACCAAAGGUGGUCCUUAUUUUUCUACUUGCAUUUUUUUUUUACCUGCUUUCGAACUGCUAGGUUGGCAGAAGCUGGGACAAGUCACGGGAGCUCACUCCGUUAUGCGGCGCUAGGGAUUCAAACUGCUGAACUGCCGACCUUUCGAUCGACAAGCUCAGCGUCUUAGCCGCUGAGCCACCGUGUCCUUGCCUCCCUCCAUUACCUCCCUCCAUCGCUGGGGUGGGAAAAUCCUACCCACCUCACGGUUCUCAUUCAAUUUGGUUAAGAGAAUUAUCUGUUUCAAAAAAAAAAAAAUAUUUAAGGGAGAUCGUGUUUUUUACAGUAGGAGUGGUGCGGUGGCCUACGAAGUGGAGCUGUCGCCUCACAAUCAGGAGGGCUGUGAGUUCGAUCCUAGGUAGAGGCAGAUAUUUCUCUCUCUGGGCACCCUGAGAUUAUAUGUGCUGAACAAAACUCCGUACUGGCAACAGGAAAGGCAUCCGGCCAGGAAACACUAGCUCCGUUCAGUUUGCCCAGACUCCACCCCGCAAGGGAUUAUGGGGUCAUUAAAGGAAGAUGAUGUGUUUUUAGAAUGGGCGUUAAGGUUGCACUUAAGGGUUGCACGCAACGGGGUAGUUGAAUUUACCCAUUUUUGGUGGGUUCGGACAAUAAAAGGGACUCUCCAUGAACGAAACAGGCUGCGUACUGUACGAACAAGCCGAGUUACUAAAUGCAAACUAAGAUUAACACUAAUCAUGCAGUUUGUGUUGUGCAAACAUACUUGAGCUGGUUAAAUACCCUGCCUGCAUGAAGUUGCUGCAGGGGAUGUGAUGUGUGAAGUUUGUUCUUUGUUGUCAAUGCUCUCUUUUGUAGCUUGUAGCCUUCCUGUCACCCUACAAAAUAGACCAGAUGCCAAAAAAAAAAAAAAAGAAUCAUAGAAAAGCUAUACAGGUAGUUCUCAAUGUACAACAGUUCAUUGAGCGACCGUUCCAAGUUACGACGAGACUGUAAAAUGUGUCUUAUGACCCUUUUCACCCUUACGACCUUUGUAGCGUUCCUGCGGUCGCCGAAUCACAACUCAAGAUUCUUGACGUCCGACUCAUAUUUAUGACGGUUGGACUAGAUGACCUCCAAAGUCCCUUCCAACUCGACCGUUACUGUUACAAACUCUCACGGCUCAGGAUAAAUCCCUUCUUUGAAAACGCUCCGAGAAAUCUGGAAAAAUUAAGGAGAGGCGUCCUUCCUGUUCCGCAGCCCACAAAUCGGGUGGGUCAUUUCAAAAGUCCAUUCGUACCCGUCUGUUUUCUGAGACAUGUAAAUAAUACGAUUUCAUUAUUUAUUGAACUUCACAGAUUCUCGUGCCCAAAAGCCUAUUUAAAAUGUUGCAAUUGGUAUUUAUAUGAAGGAUGUUUGUGUUUUGUUGGGAUUCUUUGUGUGUGUGUGUGGGUGGGGGGGUGUUGUUUAAUUUUUUGUUAUCUGGGGCUGCUUUAGCUCUGAGAUAAUUUUAUCCGGCAUAUUUAUGAAUUUGGCAGAACAAACUGGUGCGUGAAAAUGUUAUGCUCAUUAGAACUGGGUCUUCCUGGCUGGGAAGAACCUCAUUUUUAUGCAAAAUAAAAAUAAUAAUAAUAAAAAAGAAAUUGUAUCCCGUUUCCGAUUAACUAAUACAAUGAUUGUCCUUUGGAUAUUUUCAUAAACACACUUUGUAUGAUGUGUGU